Nymphalis io (European peacock) is the source of this 1343-nucleotide messenger RNA. RefSeq lists its product as uncharacterized. The record is from RefSeq and is a predicted model, not a curated record. Lineage: Eukaryota; Metazoa; Arthropoda; Insecta; Lepidoptera; Nymphalidae. The transcript is spliced from 3 exons. Bases 59 to 1285 code for a protein of 408 amino acids.
CAAAAACAUUUGUUUUUAUAUAUACGCAUAGUAAGAAAAAAAUAAAUAGUUUCCAAAAAUGUGGCGAAGUUCUAAACAAGAGUGGGAGAGGCGAAAAACUUACUUGAUAAGAAGUUUAUUUGAGGAUAUACCUAUGUUGUCCCCUAUAAAUGAAAGCGAGGAGCCAACGCUGUUAUCGCCAAGUGAUGAAAUAUAUAGACCAGAGAGUCCUUUGCCAGAUUUAAUAAUAGAAAAAGAGCCGCGGAAAUAUCUUGAAGAUGAAACCGAAGAAUUCUAUAACAAAUUAGCGAAAGAAAUGAGAAGACUUUAUAAAAGAGACUUUUUAAACAUAGACUACGAUACGCUCAGUUGUGAUAGUACAGGUCUUGAAAGUGGAGACGAUAAUCUAAUGCAACAAGGUACUAGUUUUGAUACCGAAAACAGAAUCUUAGCGAGCGACAAAUUUAUUCAAGAAGCUAUUCUGGAUAAAGAGGAAUAUUCUCCUCAAACUACCAGCGACGAAACAAAUCAGGAAGCGACUAGAUCGACGAGUUGUAACUCGGAGAGUACCGAAUCAGAAGAGAAUAGCGGGCAUGAACAAAUAAUAACAAAAGCCGAUGUCCACACAGUUGUUGUCAAAAUGUCGAAACAAUCAUUGCAUGAAAGUGAUUCAAGCAAGGAAUGGGAUAAAAGCAGCCAAAGUUACUUGACAAAACAAACUGAUACGUCCUCCUCUUCCAUGAGAAGCGAACAGAGCUGCGUUGCAGGUGCAUACGAAAUAGAAACUAGACAAGGAGUAGAAAAGGAACUUGCAAAAACUACAGAAGCAAGUGCAAGGAGUAGCAGUCCGGUAAGUCACAAUGAAACACCAGAAAUUAUGAGACGGCUCCAGACAAUAUGCCCUGAAGAUUCUUUACCGCAUCAUGAAGUACCCAUUUGUGAAAGUAUCGAUAGAGACAUUAGUGAGAGUUUUGGAAUCGAAAUUGCAAACGUGGUAGCUUCAGGUAGUGAAAUGGAAUUAGCCGAUUCCUCUGUCACUGAUUUUAAUAUACUUUGUACCGUAACAUCCACACCAAAAUCAUUAAAGAAAGUCAGUAGUCCUCGGUCGAGGAUAAUUAAAAAACAUAGAAAGCGUUUAGUUUCGUACUCAUCUUCGUCAAGCGGAAGUAAAGAUGCAAAGCGCCAGGCAGCGCUUCAAACAUCAUUUUCAGAUGAUGAACCGGCUUGGAACCUUUGGAAUAACUUUUUUGUAGGCAUACCGACCGUUUACAACAUUUGUUCUUGUAACAAUCAUGUUUGUUCAUAAAGAAUAAUAUUUUGAUUGACUGAUUUAUUACUAAUUUAUAUUUUCUACUCAAUGUAGA